AACCCACCUAAGGGCUCAAUGAAGGGAGACAAGCUCAAGGAGCAAGACCCUGGUCCUCCCCAGCCCAUCCAAGGUCUCGUGAAGGGGGACAAGCGUGAGGAGCAGGGGCUGGACCCCGAACCUGCAGUCCCCCCACAGCCCACGGAGGAGGAGGAGGCCCUGAUCGAGUUCCACCGCUCCUACCGAGAACUCUUCCAGUUCUUCUGCAACAACACCACCAUCCAUGGCGCCAUCCGCCUGGUGUGCUCCAAGCACAACCGCAUGAAGACGGCCUUCUGGGCCGUGCUCUGGCUCUGCACCUUUGGCAUGAUGUACUGGCAGUUUGCCCUGCUGUUUGAAGAAUAUUUCAGCUACCCCGUCAGCCUCAACAUCAACCUCAACUCCGACAAGCUUGUCUUCCCUGCCGUCACCAUCUGCACCCUCAACCCCUACAGGUACGCUGAAAUUAAGGGGGACCUGGAAGAGCUGGACCGCAUCACGGAGCAGACGCUCUUUGACCUGUACAAAUAUAAUUCCUCCAACACCCUCCUGACCCGAGUCCGCGGCCGUCGCGACCUCCGGGAGCCUCUGCCGUAUCCCCUGCAGCGCCUGCCAGUUCCGGACCCGCCCCAAGCCCAUGAAACGCGCAGCUCAGCCUCCAGCAUGCGGGACAACAAUCCCCAAGUGGACAGGAAGGACUGGAGGAUCGGCUUCCAACUGUGCAACCAGAACAAAUCCGACUGCUUCUAUCAGACAUACUCGUCUGGGGUGGAUGCAGUGCGGGAAUGGUACCGAUUCCAUUACAUCAACAUUCUGUCCAGACUGUCGGGUACUUCGCUAUCCCUGGAGGAGGAAGCCCUGGGCAACUUCAUCUUCACGUGCCGCUUCAACCAAGCCCCCUGCAACCAGGCGAAUUACUCUCACUUCCACCACCCCAUGUAUGGGAAUUGCUACACUUUCAACAACAAGAACAACUCCUACCUCUGGAUGUCGUCCAUGCCAGGGGUCAACAAUGGUCUGUCCCUGACACUGCGCACAGAGCAGAUUGACUACAUUCCCCUGCUGUCCACGGUGACCGGGGCCAGGGUAAUGGUGCAUGGGCAGGAUGAGCCUGCCUUUAUGGAUGAUGGUGGCUUCAAUUUGCGGCCUGGUGUGGAGACCUCCAUCAGCAUGAGGAAGGAAGCCUUGGACAGACUUGGGGGCAAUUAUGGUGACUGCACCGAGAAUGGCAGUGAUGUUCCUGUCAAGAAUCUUCACCCUUCCAAGUACACGCAGCAGGUGUGCAUUCACUCCUGCUUCCAGGAGAAGAUGAUAGAGAAGUGCGGCUGUGCCUGCAUCCUCUACCCAAAGCCCAAGGAUGUGGAGUUCUGUGACUACAGGAAGCACAGCUCUUGGGGCUACUGCUACUAUAAGCUCCAAGGGGCUUUCUCCUUAGACAGCCUGGGCUGUUUCUCCAAGUGCCGGAAGCCAUGCAGUGUCACCAACUACAAGCUCUCUGCUGGUUACUCACGAUGGCCUUCUGUGACAUCCCAGGAGUGGAUCUUCCAGAUGCUAUCCCGUCAGAACAAUUAUACCAUCAACAACAAAAGAAAUGGAGUUGCCAAACUCAACAUCUUCUUCAAGGAGCUGAACUACAAAACCAAUUCUGAGUCUCCUUCUGUCACGAUGGUCACCCUCCUGUCCAACUUGGGCAGCCAGUGGAGCCUAUGGUUUGGCUCCUCUGUGUUGUCUGUGGUAGAGAUGGCUGAGCUCAUCUUUGAUCUCCUGGUCAUCACCUUCCUCAUGCUGCUUCGGAGGUUCCGAAGCCGAUACUGGUCUCCAGGACGAGGGGCCAGGGGUACCAGGGAGGUGGCCUCCACUCCGGCUUCCUCCCUCCCCUCCCACUUCUAUCCCCGCCCUACAUCCCCAUCCUUGCCUCUGCCAGACCCAGCUCCCUCCCUGGCCCUGACAGCCCCCCCACCUGCCUAUGCCACCCUAGGUCCCUGUCCACUUCCCUUGGGCUCAUCAGGGCCCAGCUCCUCUGCCUGUGCUCUGGGGGAACCCUGACAGAGAAGGAGGGUGUCCCUUUCCCAAAGGUUGGUGCUCCCCUGGUGGGAGGGGGCCACCUUAGCAGGAUUGAGAGACAUUUGGGGCUUCUUCUCAGAACUGCCUAGCUGCCUUUGGUGUGGAGGAGGGGGGCAGGCUGGGUAAGGGGCCCGAGAAGUUGCCCAGAGAAGAGUGGCCAAUGAGCUGCCCAGACUUGCGUUGGUCCUGCCUCUGAAAACUCUGGUUUCCACACAAGUACAGACAAGUUUCCUUUUCCCUUGGAUCAGUCAAGUCAAACUUGGCGCUUUAACAAAGAGCUUUCUUAGGAAAUGACUGAUGACCAGAACAAACACUAGCAAGGGCACACCAAAGCAUGCAUAGGUUUCCUACCCAACGGCUGGAGAUUGGCCUGGCCACACUGCACACUGCCUUCCAGUGACACAGAUGUCUGGUCCUCUUCUUGAACUUGGGUGGGAAACCCCACCCAAAAGCCCCCUUUGUUAGUUCUUGGACAGUCCCCUUCCCUGACUCCCCAGGGUGGGGGUUGGAGCAGAUCAGUGCAAUAAAGGUUUUGGCCAUUCCCAAAACUAUUCUAGUCUCAUAUGCCCUGUGUCCUUCUCUCUGCGUGUCUGCUCAAAUUAUUUCCUUAGUCUGGAAGCUUUUCCCAUCGUCUCCUAGAGAACUUCUUAUGCAUCCCUUAGAACUCUGUUCAGAAAUACCAUUACUUCUGGGAAGACUUCUGCCUUACCCUGUCUUUCCUCUGGACUCCCAUAACACACACUGUAACAUCUACUGGAUGUCAAUGUUGUAUUAUAUGUUUAUAUUCAUUUGUGUCUCCCUCCCUAACUAGACUGUGAGCUCCUUGUGGCCAGCAACUGAGUUUUGUUCAUUUCUGUAACCUCUAGCUGUAGCCCAGUGUCCUGUUUGGAGCAAG
Messenger RNA from Castor canadensis (American beaver), 2938 nucleotides. It is a transcript of the gene Scnn1a, whose product is annotated as sodium channel epithelial 1 subunit alpha. Lineage: Eukaryota; Metazoa; Chordata; Mammalia; Rodentia; Castoridae. Gene Ontology annotation, molecular function: ligand-gated sodium channel activity. Gene Ontology annotation, cellular component: plasma membrane; sodium channel complex. The record is from RefSeq and is a predicted model, not a curated record. Gene Ontology annotation, biological process: sodium ion transmembrane transport.